Molecule: messenger RNA, 1158 nt
Organism: Linepithema humile (Argentine ant)
Lineage: Eukaryota; Metazoa; Arthropoda; Insecta; Hymenoptera; Formicidae
Product: methionine aminopeptidase 1D, mitochondrial
Biological process (GO): proteolysis
Cellular component (GO): mitochondrion
Molecular function (GO): metalloaminopeptidase activity
Source: RefSeq, a predicted model, not a curated record
UGUACACAAUCAUUAGCACUGUACCAGUUUCAAGAAAGAAUUUAAAUUGAUAACUGUAACAAGGAUUAUAGAUAUCGUAGAAUAUGUGUUCAACUAGACAUAUCAUUCAAACGGUGCAUUCUUCUACAAAAUGUUUUUUUAACUUUCUCAAAACUGCAUCAAAGACUCAAGAUGUAAAAAUGCUCAGAUCUGUCCACACUUAUAACAAUAAUUCUUUUGGUAAAUAUGACAUAGUGCGACCUGGAUUAGUCUCUAAAAAGGUUGAUGUACCUGCGUAUAUACCUCAACCAUCUUAUAGUCACUCGACGAUACCUGAUCAAAGUGGACCAACAACACCUGAAAUCAAGGAUGCAUCCCAAAUAGAAUGCAUGAGGCACAGUUGUAAACUUGCCAGUCACAUCUUACGUGAAGUUGAUCACUUAAUUAAGCCAGGCAUUUCGACCGAUUUUCUUGAUGAACAAGUACACGAGAUGAUCAUAGGCAAUGGAGCUUAUCCCAGUCCUCUCAAUUAUUUUGGCUUUCCCAAAUCUAUAUGUACAAGUAUUAACAAUGUUGCUUGCCAUGGUAUUCCAGACAAUAGGCCUUUACGAGAAGGUGAUAUACUUAAUGUCGAUAUAACAGUAUAUCUUAAUGGUUAUCACGGCGAUUGCUCUGCCAUGUUUCAAGUGGGCGAAGUUGAUCCAGAAGGCAAACGAUUGAUAACGGUAACGGAAUUGUGCUUAAAAUCGGCUAUUGAAAUAUGCAAGCCAAACGAACAUUUUUGCAAUAUUGGUAAUGUAAUAGAAGAGACAGCAAAGAAGCACAAUUUCAAUGUAAUACCGGCAUUCAUAGGCCAUGGUAUUGGAUCCUAUUUUCAUGGUGCUCCAGACAUUUUACAUUUUGCAAAUGAUCAUUCUGGGAAAAUGAAAUCAGGAAUGACAUUUACUAUUGAACCAGUUUUGGGCCAAGGAACGACGCAGAUUGAAAUUCUGGAAGAUGGAUGGACCGCUUGUACUGUCGAUAAUUCUAGGACGGCUCAAAUUGAACAUACAAUUUUAAUAACAGAUACUGGAUGUGAAAUAUUAACACUCUAGUCUAUUUUAUCGAACUAUGUAUAAAAAAGUAAUGCUUAUUAAUAUUAUAUAUAUAUAUAUAUAUAUUAUACAUAUAUUAUUUCCA